Messenger RNA from Xylaria bambusicola, 1760 nucleotides. RefSeq lists its product as uncharacterized. The transcript is spliced from 3 exons. The coding region runs from base 332 to 1714 and encodes 460 amino acids. The record is from RefSeq and is a predicted model, not a curated record. NCBI's taxonomy places the organism in Eukaryota, Fungi, Ascomycota, Sordariomycetes, Xylariales, Xylariaceae.
CGGGCAUCCUACCAUCAGUCCAUUCAUUCUACAUGACCGGGCGUCGGAAGAGUGCGUUUUAUGCACAUCGUGAUUAUAAUAACGCACCUGUAGCUGAACGGACAUGAAGCUAGGGUUGGUGGCUUGAAACUGCCGAGGCCCUUGCUAUUUCCCAUUUCGCGACACCACCCGCAGCCCACGCGCCCAUGCGCCCAUCUCGGUUUGUGGCCUCGCUCUCCAUGUAGCGGUGGUGAGUGACUCUUGCAGCUUUGACACUUGCUUGCCUGGAAUUUGCGCCAUUUCAGUCGAGGCUCACAGGUAUAGUGAUCAGUUGAUCCUUCGUAUCGCGGCAAUGGAGAAGGAUAUCUCCAACGCGGUUUUUGAGUCCAUGGCCGACACUGCUGCUGCUAGCUGGCUAGCUCAUCGAGCAUCCACCCCAAACUCGAGGCAGUCGUCAUCUAUCCCUCAAAGUAUCCCUCGGGGAACAAUUCUGCCCCCUACGGCAGUAUCAGGACCACCACCACCUUCAUCAGCCCCUGCGACGCUGCCACCGUCGAAUCACACAUCGGUGGCUGCGGCUUUGGAUUCACCAGCAUCCACGACACCCAUCUCCAGUUCCGAAGAUAGGGCUCCUAGUGCUCCCCCGGCACAGGCAAGUUCUGGCAUACAUAGUGACAUAACUGCCUGGCAGAGUGCGCUGCAGAGCUUACCACCUGAGUUUGCCAAUUCUGUUCUGCCUCCACAUCCAUUGUCCCAGGCUCUCAUGAACCAACCGACACUACGGCCUGUCGAAUGGAAUCCCUAUCGCCAGCAAGGUGGAUUUGUGCCGCGUACUGCUCAUGACUUUAGCUCGCUCAUGAUCUACGUAUCCGGUCAAAUGAAUCCGAACCCUUGCCGCCGAUGUCUUUUGAGAAAUGGCCCCUUCGCGCGAUGCGUCGUUUCACCUCCAGCCGUCCUAGGGAACAGCUCAAUCAGACAUGCUUGUGCGAAUUGCACAUACCAAUGCCAAUAUAAUAAGUGCACCAACGAGCCCAUAACCGAACAGGAGAAACUUCGGGCUGAACUGCUGAGGUCCGUAGUAAGGAUUAAAGAACUCACCCCUCGUCAGCCGAUGACCAGGAAAUCAGACGCCAAAGAGAAGAGGGAGAGAGACCGCCCAGCUAUGGAACAGUUGAAUCAACAACGCCAAUUAAACGGAGUGAGUAAAGUACGCCGGUUACAGAAGCGGGCUCAGCUUGCAGCCGAAUACCAUACCGGUGCCCAUCAACCAGAGUCGCGACCCGGCCCAGAUAUAAGCUUUGGGGCCAGUCCGGUGCCAUUUGAUGAAAAGCUGCGACGUAUCCGCGCUUGUUCACCCCAAUCGCGUCGGCGGAUAGCAGCCGAAACGUUGCAGUGGCAAGCUGCUCUUGCGACAGUAGAAGCAGAACCACCUCCUCCUGCCUCUGCUGUCCCGGUUCCGAGGCCGGCUGCUGAACCCACAGUCAACCAACAUUCACGGGCUCUACCAAAUGACUUUACACCUUUCCAGUCGACUCCAGCAUCAUCUAUGCCAACCCUAAGUCAUGGUUUCGCGCUAGACUCGCCCCCUGGUGCUAUGACUACGAGCCAUGAUACGGAAAAUACGUUCGAAGCUAUGGAUGAAGACGAGAGUGAGGACGAGGAAGAGAGCGACUAUGGAGAAAUGGCAUGGACUCAACCCGAUAGCACAGCGUCUAUCGUCAAAGCCCCACGGUGAAACUUGACACUACAAAGUCAGAUAUCAAGAACGAUAUAAACACUAU